AAUCAAGUAUGGGUUUUUGCAGCAAGAGAAGUUACCCAACCACUGUUCAUUGAUCGAUUAGCCAAACAAGCACCCACCCCACCCAAUUCAUGAAGCUAGGCAGCCUAGCUAGCUUGUGGCUGCUAAACUGAUCAAGAAUUCAAGCCUUAGCCUAGCCUAGCUAGCUUGAUCCGGCCAGACAGCCAGCCAGCGGCUCAGGUGGCGCAGCGGCGAUGGCUGAGGUCGCGGUGGCCGCCGUGACCUCGCUGCUGGGGCAGAUCCGCAACGAGGCGCUGUUUCUGGGGCGCGUGAAGAGCGACGUGCGGUUCAUCAAGCACGAGAUGGAGAGCAUGAGGAGCUUCCUGGAGCACCUGGCCGAGACCGGCGGUGACCACGACCCGCAGGUCCAGACGUGGAUGGAGCAGGUCUGGGAGCUCGCCCGCGACUGCAGGAGCUGCGUCGACAUCUACCUGCAGCGCGGGAACCCGGCGGCGGUCCUCGGCCCGAGGGGCGGCGCCCUCCGGCGAUACCUCUGCUGGGCGCCUUGGUUCGUGCAGAGCAUGGUGCACCAGCACUACGCUGGCAUCGAGCUGAGCGAGCUCAAGGAGCGGGCGUGCGACGUCGCUCAGCGUCGCAAGAGGUACGACGUGGUGGUCGCCCCCAAGCUGGAAGCCGUGCCGCCACCGGCAUCGUCGUCAGAAGCUGAAGAAGACUACGGUGCAACACGCGACAAUUUGGCUGGUGGUGGUAGCAGCAAUUCUGAUCUCGGUCGAACAAGUGCUCUAGAGGGUCGGUCUCUAGAGAAUUACUGUGGCGAGGAGCUUGCCCACUGGGUGAUGGGCACGACGACAACGAUGGGAUCGUCGUCGGCUUCAAUACCAUCCAUCGCCAUUGUAUCGCCACCGAUACAAGAAGCUGAUGAUACAGCAGAGAUGGUUGCAAUUCAUGAUGCUUUGGCUUCUGUGGCGGCCACCCAUUUUGAGCGCUCACUCUUGGUCUACCUCCCGGCAAUGCAUCACAACCCCUCCCGUAUCCGGAUCAAACUCAGUGACAUCCUCUGCUACAUCCUGUAUCAAUGCCACAUGGAGAAGGAGAGCUGGCACUCCCGAUGGGGCCGCGAAUACUUAAGCAUGGUGGAGGAAUAUCGAGCGUCGAAUCCGGUGAAUGCCAUGAAAUGCUACAUUUACAAAAUGAAGAAGAUUGCUGACAUCUGUAGGGGUUACACUUUCAAGAGAGUUUUCCAAAAUGUUGUUCAAAUAGGCAGGAUGGUUACUCAAAGACUCAACGGUGAGCUUGAAAGAGGUGUAGAUGCUAUGCUCGGACUGACGAACAAGAAACCCUUGUGCAUACUCUUGAAAGCGCUGGAUUACCUUGAAUACGGCGCUGAUUUCACUGACGUGAGAAAGUACCACGAGCUUCGGGUUGACAGGAUGCCAUUUCAAUUUCAGAUGCUACAAUUGGAUGAAGAAAAAUUACUGGUGGCAACGGCCCAGAAGCUUAAAGGGCAUAUUGAAACUAACAUUCCGAUUCAUCUCAGCCAUGCCACAUAUGAAUCCAUCCUGCGCGAAGUGUUCCAAGCCAGCAACAAAAACCUACAGGCCCAGGAAGGAACCACUGCUCCCAGCCCAGGCGUUGGUACUAGUCAUGAUGUUGCAGCUGCAGCAGCUACUCCUACAACUACUACAUUCGACAAGGAUCAAAUCAAACAAAUCAUAUACAUCCACAUGGUUCAGCAGGAGGUCCUACAGGAGCUACAGGAUAAGCAGCCUUCACAAGUGCCGGAAGCAGGCAAAUCUUUGGUGAAGGCCGAGCAAGCCACACCUAAUCCAGCCAAUCAGGAUGACCAUGAAUUUACAAGUGCUAUCCAAGAAACCAAGGAAAAGAUCGCACAAAUCGGGGUAAAGAUCGAGGAACGGCUUCUUAUCGAAUGCAUAGUUGAGGAGAUUAAAGAGCUUUUGGGAGGUAAAAGGACCCUGAUUAUCAUUGAAGAUGAUAAGAACUAUGUAUCCCAGUGGUAUGAGCUCAGAAAUUCUUUGGAGCAGCUAUCAUGCUCAGGCAGCGCAAUGAUUGUGACCACCCAGGACACUCAAAGGGCCAAAGAGAUUUGCUAUCCACCAAGGGAGCCUAUAACCAAUUCUAUUGUUGGCAUGUACCAUGAUAUUUUGCUCAAGGUUACAAGCCAGCGAGUGAAUGGAGAUGCCAGUCAGAUUUUCCGUGACAUCCUGAACAAGUGUUGUCCAAGUGAGUUCUGCAUGAAGACCUUUGCUCAUGCCCUGUACACUAAUCCCAAUAGGAGCAAUGAAGAUAUGUGCAAGUUGCUUGGCUCCCUUCAUUCACAGCAAUCAUCGGGCAUCAAUGCUGAGAAGAUGAUCAAGUUCUCCUACGAUGAUCUCCGUAAAGAAUACAAGUCUUGCUUGCUGUACCUAUCAAUCUUCCCUCAUGGUUACUCCAUUAGGCGGUCAACCUUAGUAGAACGUUGGGUUGUAGAAGGGCUCAUAACUAAGGAAGACUGGCCUAGUGCAAUUCAUCAUGCUGAGCGAUGUUUCGACACACUCAUUGAUCGAUGGCUUAUCUAUCCCAAUGAUAUUGGAGCUGCAGGAAAGAUAAAGAGUUGCACUGUAGGUAAUCUUGUUCAUGAGUUCAUCACCAAGAUUGCAAAGAAACAACAUAUCGUGGAACCACGCCUGUCACAUCAUUUGGCUCGUCAUUUCUCCAUCUUCAAUGAGCUCCAACUCCGUGGCUCGGAUAGAAUCGACAGGUUCUUCAAGAAUCUCUCUAAAUCAUCUCAAUUGUCAAUGCUUAAAGUGCUAGAUCUAGAAGGCUGUUGUUGCUUCAAGGGGAAGGAGCACUACCUCAAGGACAUUUGCAGCAAUAUAUUACUACUCAAGUAUCUGAACCUAAGGGGAACGGAUAUUACCAAGCUACCUCAUCAAAUCAACAACCUCUAUGACCUGGAGGUAUUGGAUAUCCGGCAAACUAAGGUGCCUGCGUUUGCAACAAAGCAUGUCCUGCUCCUGAAGCUAAAACGUCUGCUGGCUGGUUCAAGUAUUAGUGAGACCACCAUGUCUAUCAGGGACAAGGAGCCAUUAUCCUCCUAUGUCCGAAUUCCUCUUGGGAUAAAAAAAAUGGCAAACGUGGAGGUAUUAUUCAAUGUCAAGGUCUGGACUGGCCAAGAGUUGAAAGACAUUGGGAAGCUAUGGCAACUGAGGAAGCUCGGUGUGGUUAUCGACGACAAGGACAAUCUACUCAAGAAUUUGCUUACAGCAAUUAGUGACUUAUGUGAGUGCCUCCGGUCUCUGUCCAUCACUAUUGUUCCCUGCAGUACCAAAAGAGAGGGCACUCCAUCCAUUGGAGACUUACCAGAGUAUAUUUCCCGUUGCCUGAAAUACCGUCCCAAGCUUCUUGAGAGCCUGUGCCUCCAGGGUACCACGCAAAAGGGCGAGCUUCUUACAUUAUUGGCUGAACGUUUUACUAAGCUUGUCAAGGUAACAUUGAGUUGGACCUCAUUGAAACAGAAAAAUCUGGAGGGUCUUGGUGAUCUGCCCAACUUAUGCUAUGUUAGGUUCAGAAACAAGGGAUACACAGAUGGCAAGCUCACCUUCAUUCAGCAAAAAUUCAAAAAUCUCAAGUACUUUCUUGUCGAGGGCAAAAACAUGAGAGGCAUCAAAUUUCAGAAAGGAGCAGCUCCAAGGCUCGAGAAGAUUGUAUUGUCCUUCACCAACAUAGAGUCUCUUGAUGGAGUCGGGGACCUUCCAAGACUGGAAGAGCUCGAGUUGAAGAGAAACAGAUUCCUUCUUUCAUUAUCUGAAGUGGGAGAAACUCUUGAGAAAUACAUGCUCACCUUCAAGAAGGAUGAAUUCCAACAUCUAAAGUACUUACUUGCUGAGGGUUUCAGCAAGAUCUUUGAGACAAACAUAACCUUUGAAGAUGGAGCAACUCCAAAGCUUGAGAAGAUCAUCUUGAACUCCUUCGCCAACAUAAUGUCUCAUCCUGGGGUCAGUAGCCUUCCAAAAUUUAAGGAGCUUGAGUUGAAGUGCAACAAGCCACUUCUUUCAUCAUUUGAAAAUGCCAAUAAAAUUUCCAAGGUGACUCUUCACUCUACCUUGCUGAAGAAUGCUGAUCUACAAAUUCUUGCAAAAAUACCAAGCAUAUGCUGCCUAGUGCUCCUGAGCGAUUCUUAUGAUGAAAGCCAACUUACCUUCAACAAAGGAGAGUUUCUCAUGCUCAACCUUCUUAUUGUCAAGUGCCCUACCAUCACCGACAUCAGCUUCACCGAAGGAGCAGCUCCUAUGCUUGAGAAGAUCAUCUGGUCCUUCACCAAGUUGAAUUCUCUCUCAGGCAUCGACAACCUCUCCAAACUGAAGGAGCUCGAGUUCAUUGGUGACCUUGUCCCUGACCAGGUGAGGAUAGACAUUAAUGUACAUAGAAAGCAUCCUGUUCUUAACCACAAGCCGCCAGAGCACCAAGACCAAGAAAACGGAAGUGAACAAGGAGAAAAGGAAGAUGAUCCAAGGUUUCCAGCUUGCUCAUGGUUGUUUUUGAAGAACAAGUAUUGGUCUGAUAACUAAUGAAACAAAAUGUUUCAUGCAUGUAUCCUCCAUCCUUCCAUCUAAUUCGUGAUCGCCUGCUCCAUGAAUUACUUGUAUGCUAGAAUGUGCUGUCCUUCUGUAAAUCUGUAAUACUUGUGUCUGUCUGUCUGUCAGUCAGUCUGUCUGUUUAUUCAUCAAUCAAUUCCUAGCUACCAGCUGCUAGCUGCAUGCAUGAUCUGUGCCAUCUGAUUAGUGCACACAUGCUAGCUAGCUAGUUACCUGGAUAGCUUGAGCAUUGCAGCUGUGCCGACCAGAUGCAGCUAGCUGCGCUCGUGUAUCGAGUAGGAUUUGUGUGGGUUUCAUCUGAAACCAUCUCAAGGUGGGCCUUGAGGUAAUCACUAAUCAGUGCGUGUGAUUUGAGCAUAUGGGUGUGCCUAUGCUCAUGGUGGAUUGAAUUUCUGUAUAUAUGUAUGUAAUUCAUCCCUCUGGAACCAUCAGGGUGUGGUUUCAUGUAAUAAGU
Oryza sativa Japonica Group (Japanese rice) is the source of this 5028-nucleotide messenger RNA. RefSeq lists its product as uncharacterized. Gene Ontology annotation, biological process: defense response to other organism. NCBI's taxonomy places the organism in Eukaryota, Viridiplantae, Streptophyta, Magnoliopsida, Poales, Poaceae. The record is from RefSeq and is a predicted model, not a curated record.